Messenger RNA from Oncorhynchus kisutch (coho salmon), 2402 nucleotides. RefSeq names its product RILP-like protein 1. NCBI's taxonomy places the organism in Eukaryota, Metazoa, Chordata, Actinopteri, Salmoniformes, Salmonidae. The transcript has 9 exons. The coding region runs from base 1 to 1314 and encodes 437 amino acids. Gene Ontology annotation, biological process: cilium assembly. Gene Ontology annotation, molecular function: small GTPase binding; dynein light intermediate chain binding; protein dimerization activity. The record is from RefSeq and is a predicted model, not a curated record. Gene Ontology annotation, cellular component: ciliary basal body; cytoplasm.
AUGGCUAAAUUGAUUGGCUCAGAAGUGGAAAAACUUAUUGACAGCUACGGUAAAGAGAGCGCCACAGUACUGCUGCCUAAAAUAGUCAAAGUUCUAGAGCUUUUGGAGAGCUUCGCCUCGCGGAACAAUGCACACAAGUCAAAAGAAGAAGAAUUACUCAAAGCAUUUGAAACGCUACAUGUACAGAAACAGAAGAAGACGAGAUCUGUGAAAGAAUACGACGAAAGCAGAAAGAUUGAAAUACAGCGGGAGGUGCAGCAGCAGGAGGAGGCAGAGAAGCAGAGGAGCAGGUGCGAGGAGCUGCAGGCCCAAGUGUUACAUCUACAGACUGAGAUUCAGGAGUUACAGAGCUGCCUGAGGGGCAACCAUGCCCAGGAAGGGGCAACCAUGCCCAGGAAGGUUGGUUUAAAACACAUGAACACACGUGCACACAUUAUUGGUUUAAACAUCUGCCUGAGGGGCAACCAUGCCCAGGAAGACCGUGUACAACGGCAGGAGCGGGAGGUGAUGCUUAAACUGAAGGAAGUGGUUGACAAGCAGAGAGAUGAGCUGAGGGCCAAAGUACAGCAGAUAGCCAGCAUGUCUAAAGAGGUGGAGGCGCUGCAGGAGCAGUUGGAGCGCUUCAUGAAGAUGAAUGGGGAGCUGAGACACAAGCAGAGCAUCGUCAUGGCCCAGGUGAAGAAUGCUGUGGAGAGGAAGGCUGAUAUGGAGGCAGACCUCAGAGAGAAACAGAAAGAGAUAGAAUGCCUCACCACCCAGCUGGAAAAGGCCAACGCUGCAGUGGGCACGGCCAGUCCAUGUAGGACAGAGUGGGACCUGACAGGCAAGCUGGUGAUAGACCUUAAGGACCCCAACAGACCCUGUUUCACCAAGCAGGAGGUCAGAGAGAUGCUGACAGAGAGGAACGAGCUCAAAGCCAACCUGUUCCUGGUGCAGGAGGAACUCUCCUACUACCAGAGGGAGAUCCUGAAUGAUGAGCGGUGUCCAGGAUUCUUGCUGGAGGCAGUACGUUCUGCCAUAAAGAAACAGAAAACUGUCAUCAAGGCCAAGAUGCUGGGCAUGCCAGAAGACGAAUGCAGCAGUGAUGAGGAGAAAGGCCCCCUGUUUAAGAGGAGAGCAGAGACAGAAACCGAGACAGACAGCACACACAGCAAACCACAUGAGUCUCGCAUCAGGAACCUCUUUGGCUUCCUGACUCGCUCCGGCAGCAACCACAGCAGCCGUAGUCCCAGUGAAAACAAGGCUGCUUCUUCCUGGGAAAUCAUCGACGACACCAAGACCACCACGGAGACAGAAACCAGACGAUCACCAUGACAACCCUCAACACCUGUCCAACUACACUUGUCCUCCAUUCUGUUCAGUUUUCACUGAAUGUUUUAUACUGGUUAGGUCUCCAUAGCAGCCCUAAGAAAGGAAGAGCAUUCUCUCAUGCCUUCCCUCUUUCUUUUUUUACUACCUCCUCGUCCUUGCUCUAUAUACCUUUCUCUUUCUCUCCCACUGUUUCUCCCUCUGUUUCUCUCAGGAAGAGGUUCAGAAUGGUGACAUGGCCAACUGUACACUUUGCAUUGACAAUGACCAUGCAGGACAUUAUUAACAGGAAAAUCUCUGAAGCAAAUUUGUAUUGCAAUAUUUUAAUAAAGAUUUUAAGAUGUAUUUUGACCACAGAAAUCAUUAGUAAUCGCAGGAACAUAUUUGUGCCAGAAGAGGGCAUCCUAACUAUUAACAACCAUGGUGGACUUCCAUGUGUUUAACAUUUUACCUAGUGUGUUUUUUUGUUGCCAUGCCUUGUGGUUGCUGUAAUUCUAAUUCUCUGUCAUGGACAUGGUGUGAGUUAUAGGGAACGUUUGGCAGUAAAGUACACUGUGUGUCGAUUCUGACCCUGAAUGUAUUGCCUCAGUAACAGUCAUUUAUUGAUUAGACUUUAUAUUCUUAACCAUCAGCUCAUCUCACAUAUUUGAUAGAGUCUUAUUAUGAGUUCAAUCAUGUCUUCCCAGGACCAUGAAUUGGGUAUUGGGGUUGAUUGUUAUGUAUGUCUGCCAAGUGUGGUGUGUGUGUGUGCCUGUCUGUCCUGUGCGUGUGCCUGCAUGUCUGUCUGUGUGUGUUCACUGGGGCACCAGCACCUGUACGUUGGUUACUGUACAUACAGAGGAAGUGUGUGUUUCCUUGAAAGGAAAUGGUGUCUGUGCUCUCACGCUCCUUCUAUCUCACCAUGUCGUUAAACACACACACACACACACACACACAACAAUGGCUGCCGCUGCCCCCUGCCAUAUCUUAUCGGUACUGAUAGUUUUCUGACAUUCUAAAUUAAUGCUGCUGGUGAUUUCAUUUUUGUAAGCCUGACUGUUUUUAAAUGGAGAAGCUUUUGUGCUACUAAAAUUAAAUAAAUAUCUGACAUUCAA